Jatropha curcas is the source of this 2142-nucleotide messenger RNA. RefSeq names its product L-type lectin-domain containing receptor kinase IX.1. Gene Ontology annotation, molecular function: ATP binding; protein kinase activity; carbohydrate binding. NCBI's taxonomy places the organism in Eukaryota, Viridiplantae, Streptophyta, Magnoliopsida, Malpighiales, Euphorbiaceae. Gene Ontology annotation, biological process: protein phosphorylation. The record is from RefSeq and is a predicted model, not a curated record.
AUGGGUAAUCUUCUUAUUAUUUUCUUGAACUCUCAACCCAAUACUCAUUUUCUUCUCAGUCUAUUCAUAAUCAUUUUCUCGUUCCCCACAUUACUCAAAUCCUCAUCUGCUUCAACUCCAUUGAACUUCAGCUACCCCAUCUUUGAUUCAAACCAUCCUGAUAUUCUCACAGAAGGAAAUACUAGUGUAAGCAACGUUGGAAUUGAACUUACUAUGAACUUAAGUGACCAGAAAAAAGGAGGUAGCAUUGGUCGAGCCACAUAUAAGAAACCACUGCACCUUUGGGAUAAGGCAUCAGGAAAUCUAACCAACUUCACAACCCAUUUUUCUGUUUUUAUUGACUCAGGAACAAGAUCUUUGUAUGGAGAUGGAUUAGCGUUUUUUCUAGCUCCAAAUGGUUCAACAAUUCCUCCUGAUACAAAAUCUGGAGGUGGUCUUUGUCUUGCCAUCAAUGAUAGUCUUGCACUGGACUUUCAUGAGAAUAACUUUGUUGCUGUUGAGUUUGAUACCUAUUCGAAUCCUUGGGAUCCGUCGACUAAUCAUAUAGGUAUCAAUAUCAGGUCCAUGAAAUCUAUUACUACUGUUUCUUGGCCAAGUAAUAAAAUAGAAGGGAAAAGAACAGAUGCUUGGAUUAGCUAUGAUUCAAGCCGGAAAAUUUUGGAUGUCGAAUACACAUAUAUUGAUGGAAUUAGCAGUUCCAGAAUUAAUGGCUCCUUAUCAGCUGUAGUUGAUUUGGGUAAGUACUUACCUGAAUGGGUUACUUUUGGCUUUUCUGGUAGUACUGGAUCUUUAUAUCAGAUAAACAGAAUUACAUCAUGGGCGUUUGAUUCAAGUUCAGACAUUGUAGAUAAUUUUAGUAGCUUGAAUCUCGAGCCAGCUCCAAGUCCGGUACUUUCAGAAAGUAAAACUAUUAAUAAUGGACUUAUGGCAGGCUUGAUUGUUGGUGGAGUAGUAGUAUGUAUUUUGAUUCUUGGUGGCGGUUUCUUUUUGUUUGUUUCAAAGAGAAAACAAAGGAAACAAACGAAAACUAAUGAUCAUGUCUUUGAUGUAUCAUUUGAUGAUGAUUUCAGGAAUGGGACAGGACCAAGAAAGUUUGCUUACAAUGAAUUAGCUAAUGUGACAAAGAACUUUUCAGAGAGUGAAAAGCUUGGAGAAGGAGGAUUUGGUGCAGUUUAUAAAGGUUUCUUGAAGGAUAUGAACUCUUUUAUUGCUGUUAAGAAAGUAUCAAGUGGAUCUAAACAAGGAAUCAAAGAGUAUGCAGCAGAGGUUAAAAUUAUUAGCAGAAUGAGGCAUAGGAAUUUAGUCAAGCUUAUCGGUUGGUGCCAUGAAAAAGAACUACUGCUUGCAUAUGAGCUAAUGCCAAAUGGAAGCCUUGAUUCUCAUCUUUUUAAAGGAAAAAGCUUGUUGACAUGGGAAUUGAGGUACAAAAUAGCACAAGGAUUGGCUUUAGCAUUACUAUAUCUACACGAAGAAGGUGAUCAAUGCGUGCUUCAUAGGGAUAUUAAGUCAAGCAACAUUAUGUUAGAUUCAAAUUUUGAAGCUAAAUUGGGAGAUUUUGGGUUAGCUCGGCUUGUUGACCAUAGUAAAGGAUCUCAAACUACAAUUUUAGCAGGAACAAUGGGAUACAUGGCUCCAGAAUGUUUCACAUCAGGAAAGGCAAGUAAAGAAUCUGAUAUAUACAGUUUUGGAGUAGUUUGUUUGGAAAUAGCUUGUGGAAGAAGAGUUGUUGAACCAAGCCUUGAAGAAAACAAAACAAGAAUAGUUGAAUGGGUUUGGGAAUUGUAUGGAAUGGGAAAAAAACUUGAAGCUGCUGAUAAAAAAUUAUUUGGAAAUUUCAAUGAACAAGAAAUGGAGCGAUUGCUAAUUGUUGGAUUAUGGUGUGUGCAUCCUGAUAAAGCAUUUCGUCCUUCAAUAAGGCAGGUGAUUAAUGUGCUACUUACUUUUGACUCUCCUCUGCCUAUCCUUCCAUCAGAAAUGCCUGUUCCAGCUUAUCUUACACCUCCAAUGAAAUUGUCCAUGUCAUUCCUCAUGUCAUCCUGUGGUUCUACUACAAGCAACAAUGUGCCAAUAAGCAAUUCAAUGACAUCAUCUUCUGCAGCAUCAUCAUCUCCUUCUAUGGCACUCUUGUUAGACACGCGGUAA